This is a messenger RNA of Terrapene triunguis (Three-toed box turtle), 1071 nucleotides long. RefSeq names its product radical S-adenosyl methionine domain containing 2 (gene RSAD2). The coding region runs from base 1 to 1071 and encodes 356 amino acids. The transcript is spliced from 6 exons. Gene Ontology annotation, molecular function: 4 iron, 4 sulfur cluster binding; catalytic activity. Gene Ontology annotation, cellular component: mitochondrion; lipid droplet; endoplasmic reticulum membrane. Lineage: Eukaryota; Metazoa; Chordata; Testudines; Emydidae. The record is from RefSeq and is a predicted model, not a curated record. Gene Ontology annotation, biological process: positive regulation of immune response; defense response to virus.
AUGCACCUGGCCGAGAUGCGCAGCUUGCCCCAGGCGCUGGCGAUGCUAUUCCGGGUCCUCCAGGCGCAGCUGAGCGCCUUGUGGCUCUGCCUAGCGCCCUUCUCCUGCCGGCUCCGGGGGGCGCUGCUGCCGGGGAGGAGCCCCCCGCUGCUGGAGGAGGGCGCUGGGGAGCCGGAUGGCGCCGAGGUGCCCACGGUCCCCACCAGCGUCAACUAUCACUUCACCCGCCAGUGCAACUACCGCUGCGGCUUCUGCUUCCACACGGCCAAGACCUCCUUCGUGCUGCCCCUCGAGGAGGCCAGGAGGGGGUUGGCCAUGCUCAAGGAGGCGGGUAUGGAAAAAAUAAACUUUUCAGGAGGAGAGCCAUUUCUGCAAGAGAGAGGAGAAUUUGUGGGCAAAUUGGUCCAGUUUUGCAAGCAGGAACUAAAACUGCCAAGUGUCAGCAUUGUGAGCAAUGGCAGCAUGAUUAGAGAACGAUGGUUCAAGCGCUACGGUGAAUAUCUAGACAUUCUUGCAGUUUCCUGUGAUAGUUUUGAUGAGGAAGUCAAUGUUUUAAUUGGCCGUGGACAAGGAAACAAGAACCACAUUGAGAAUCUCCAAAGACUGAGAAAGUGGUGCCGAGAUUAUGCUGUGGCUUUUAAGUUAAAUUCAGUAAUUAAUAGAUUUAAUGUUGACGAAGAUAUGAACGAACAGAUUGAGGCACUAAAUCCUGUCCGAUGGAAGGUAUUCCAAUGCCUGCUCAUUGAAGGAGAGAAUACAGGUGAAGAUGCACUGAGAGAAGCAGAGAAAUUUAUUAUCAGCGAUGAAGAUUUUGAACGAUUCCUAGAUCGCCAUAGAGAGAUCUCAUGUUUAGUACCAGAAUCUAAUCAGAAGAUGAGAGACUCAUACCUCAUUCUGGAUGAAUAUAUGCGUUUUCUGAACUGUAGAAAUGGACGGAAAGAGCCUUCCAAAUCUAUCCUGGAUGUAGGCGUAGAACAUGCUAUAAAAUUCAGUGGAUUUGAUGAGAAGAUGUUUCUGAAUCGAGGAGGAAAAUAUGUGUGGAGUAAAGCAGAUAUGAAGCUAGAAUGGUGA